CAAAGCCCGUGACGGUCGGGAGGGUCUGAGGACAGCCGGUGCCGCAGUCGGCCUCCACCGUGGAGGUGUGCGACCCCGCGGCGCUUAGCCGCUGGUCCGAUGCCGCGGCGGCCGAGGUCAUGGCUGGCGAGACCUUCCUCGACCGCAGCCUCACAGCCAUCGACUGGCUGCCCCAGCUCAGCGCCAAGAAGACGCUGGAUCAGACGGUGGCCGCGGCGGCGGAGAUGCUGGGCGACGGCCGCAGUCAGAUCGCCCAGGCCGACUCCACCGGCGACAGCCAGCUAGCCAACGGCAAGCCCCCCUACAGCUACGCCAAUUUGAUAUCGAUGGCGAUACAGAGCAGUGCCAAGCAGAAGAUGACCCUGUCAGAGAUCUACGAUUGGAUCACCGAGAAUUUCCCCUACUACCGUGACAUCGUGUCCGGUUGGAAGAAUUCCGUCCGUCACAAUUUAUCGCUCAAUAAGUGUUUUGUGAAGGUGGCGAGAACUAAGGACGACCCCGGCAAGGGCAGCUAUUGGGCUAUCGACCCGCUGCACAGUGCCGACGAAGGCAGCACGUCCAAGAAGCGCAAACACGCCAGCAGCAGGUACACGCCGUACCAGCCGCCGCCGCCGCCGCCGCCAGCACCGGCGCCAGCGCCACAGAAGCUAGUGCCGGUAACCGUGCUGCCGUCCGAGUCCGGCGACGCUGCCGCCGCCGCCGGCUUCCCGCAGCUGAGCUCCGACCAGAGCGAGUCAGACCCACUCUGGGUGGUGGACCAGUGGCAGCCGGAGCCGGCGCCGCCCGUCACCGCCGCCGCCGCCGAGCUGGCCGGGCCCAGCCUGGCCGUGAACACCAGCGAGAUCAACGCCACGCUGGAGACUCUGCAGUCGCUGCUGUGCCCGUCCGACCUGGCGCAGGUGAUCGCGCACAACGCGCAGGACUUCCCCGACGGCCUGGCUGCGCUGCUGGCGCCGUACGGCCUGCAGAGCCCGCAGUCGGCCAGCGCAUUUCAGGCGUACCAGCCGGAGCAGACGGUGCCCGAGCCGAGCCCACUGCCGUUCGAGUCGGCCGCCGAGUCGGGGCCGAGCGCACAGCUCGUGCAGGCCGAAGCCAGCCUCGGCUCCAGCUUCCUCUCCUCGUCGCUGUCGCUGCGCAACCACGGCUCGGGCGCGACGGUUACCAUCAACGAGGUGCCGGAGGCGGCGGCGCCGUCCGGACUCAAGAUCGAGCGCGCCCAGCUGCAGAGCCUGACCACGCUGUGCACGGACGUCAGCAGCUCGACGCCGCUGCAGCCCGAGGUGGCCGACGACUUUGAUGUCGACUACGACUGGGACUCGCUGCUCUGA
Molecule: messenger RNA, 1328 nt
Organism: Pollicipes pollicipes
Lineage: Eukaryota; Metazoa; Arthropoda; Thecostraca; Pollicipedomorpha; Pollicipedidae
Product: forkhead box protein E3
Exons: 8
Coding region: 120-1328 (402 amino acids)
Biological process (GO): regulation of transcription by RNA polymerase II
Cellular component (GO): nucleus
Molecular function (GO): DNA-binding transcription factor activity, RNA polymerase II-specific; RNA polymerase II cis-regulatory region sequence-specific DNA binding
Source: RefSeq, a predicted model, not a curated record